UGGUAAUAAUCCGACCUUUAACAGUCAGAUUCUGAGUUCUCUUCUUCAAUGGAAAGUGGAAACCCUAGAAUUUCUUUCACAAACCCAAUUCUGGCUCAGAGCGAGUUUCUCCAGACCUAAGCAACGCAUCAUGAUCGUUCGAUCAUGGAUCGUCCGACGCGGAGCUCGUACCUUCCGGAGCCAGUCAUUCAAAGCAUAUUGAAACUUCUUUCUCCAAAAGACGCAAUUCGAGCUUCUGUGACGUCGAAGCUAUGGCGAUCGGCUUGGAUUACAUCUCCGGUCUUCGAAUUUGAUGAAAGAUCGCUACCUUUUAAAAAAGCAGAUUUCUACGAUUAUGCCGAACGCUCUUUGGGACUCUGGCGCGACCACUGCGAUGACAGAGUCAGUAUGCAAAAGCUUUCGAUCUACUCUGACAUCGGUCCCGAUGGUACAUUCUUUCCUCGCUUGAUUGAAUUGAUCUCCAUAGCGAAGAACCGUAAUGUCAAAAUCAUAGAACUCCAACACUGCUCUGAACAUUCUCAUAGUCAUAUGAUCUCCUCUAAUGAUUCUUUAUGGUCGUUGCUUUCUGCCUGCAAAUCGCUCGACGUUUUGUCUAUGCAAUGCUUUGAAUUAUUACUUGGGAAUUCAUUACCAGUAUUCUCCUCUGUAAAGAAGCUUCGGUUGAGUGUUAUAGGCAUAGAUAACACUAGCUUAAGGAAUCUGUUAUCUAGUCUCCCUUCGCUAGAAGAGUUUGUAGUUGGGUUUUGCUUUUAUUUCACAGAGCUACGUGUUUCGUGCCCCAAACUCAAAUUAAUGGAGGUGGCUCUUUGUGAUGAUACAGCCCAAAAUGUCGUUGUUGAUGCUGUGAAUCUUCAAUCGUUCACAUACACCAGGGCAUUUAAUUCCCAUGGAAGUCUUAGAUUUUCGAAUUGUAAAUUGUUGAAGACUUUGCAGAUUGAGCGGACCAAAAUUAAUACCGCGAAUGCAUUUGAUGAGUACCUUUCUCAAAUUCCGUUUCUUGAGAAUUUGAAACUGAAGAGUUGUCAGAUGUAUGAGGGUAUUCAGAUCUCUCAUUCCAAUCUCAAGUGUUUGGUGGUGCGAGAAUGCUAUCGGUUGCCCAAGGUUGAACUCAACACGCCCAACCUUCGAUACUUCAAAUAUUCUGGCCCCAUUAUUACCUUCUCUAAAUUUAGAUACUGUUCCGGGUCACUCAUUGCGAAACUCGAGUUGUACACAGGUUCUCUUGAUGGCACCGAGUGGUUUUGGUUUAUUAAGCUGAGAAACUUUCUCGAAAUUUUUAGUGACUGUGAACUAUUGUACCUGACUUGUCACAUAGAGGGAUUUCCUGAAGAACUGAGAAAUUAUGAUAUGCUUCCUGACCCGUUUUAUGAGCUGAGGCAUGUGAAAAUCUCAAGUCGGGCGUUCGCAAUUGCGCAACAUGCCAAUUUCUUCGAUGCCUUGGUAGAGCUUUUCCCUUGUGUAGAAACCCUUUAUUUGAAGACAUCUAAUUGUGAACUCAACAUUAAGUUUGACGAAUAUAGAGAUUUUACUUUGAACUGGAAACCCAUUAUUCGCGCCUCAAAUAGCGAUGAAUAUGAUAGGGAAUUUGAAUAUAUCAAGGAGUCCAUUGAUACGAUUGUGAAUUUGCUUAGCUGGACAGAGGAGAAUUAUUCAGAGAGGGAAAACUCUGCAAAUUAAUAUUCUGAGAUGGAUGUAAGGGGUAGAAAUGACGUGAAAGUUUAGAAUCUGCACUUUGGACUCCAAUUGACUCACGAGAAUCGGUCUUCUUUUUAAAAAAAAAAAGGAAAUUGUGUUCAUUUGUAUAGCAAAUGAUGUCAUUUAGAUAUGUUUGGAAACAAAAACUUAAAUGUUGUCAUUUUAUUAUGGAAAUGAACUGUGUUGAUAUUUGAUAUAGUUUUUAAGUUUGAAUUUGUAAAAUCUGUUCGAUUUCUUUUU
This is a messenger RNA of Humulus lupulus (European hop), 1935 nucleotides long. RefSeq lists its product as uncharacterized. The record is from RefSeq and is a predicted model, not a curated record. The coding region runs from base 145 to 1677 and encodes 510 amino acids. The transcript is spliced from 5 exons. NCBI's taxonomy places the organism in Eukaryota, Viridiplantae, Streptophyta, Magnoliopsida, Rosales, Cannabaceae. Gene Ontology annotation, molecular function: protein binding.